Molecule: messenger RNA, 250 nt
Organism: Funneliformis caledonium
Lineage: Eukaryota; Fungi; Glomeromycota; Glomeromycetes; Glomerales; Glomeraceae
Source: the annotation of a GenBank genome assembly
UCGAUGUAUGAUACCUAGCGCCAAAGUAAAUAGUUUCGGACUAAAUGGAUUAGGUCAUGGAUUGGAUCAAAAUCUCUUCAUCGGUGGUAGGGUACCUAACGUUGAAGUAAGAUUAAAUGGAUUAGGCAAAGGUGGACAAUUAUUCGUUAACGUUAAAACAUUAACUGGUAAAACCAUAACAUUGGAAGUCAAAUCUAUUAUAACAAUUUACAAAUUAAAAUCGUUAAGAAAGAUUAAUUUUUGCUGGUAA